This is a messenger RNA of Pelagomonas calceolata, 1305 nucleotides long. The record is from the annotation of a GenBank genome assembly. NCBI's taxonomy places the organism in Eukaryota, Pelagophyceae, Pelagomonadales, Pelagomonadaceae.
AGCUUGUCACUCCAGCCAACUACUGCGCCGAGGCAAGAGAAAAUGCCCGCAACGACUCCCAUUCAUGCGAUCCUAGCCGUCACGUUCGCAGCAGCGGUCGCCCAGGCGCUGCGCUUGCGACGGAGAGGCCCAAAGCCCCUGCCGCAGCAAAACAAUUGCGUCUACCUCGACUACGCGGCGACGUGCCCCAUUUAUCCGGAAGUGGGCGACGCGAUGCUGCCCUACCUCUACAGCCACUGGGGCAACCCGUCGUCGAGCCACGCUUACGGCGCGCCCUGCCGCGACGCGGUGACGAAGGCGAGGAACUCCGUGGCGACGCUCAUUCACGCAGACAGCAAAGAAAUCACCUUCUGCAGCUGCGGCAGCGAGGCCGACAACUGGGCCAUCGCCGCGAGUCUGCGCGACGACCGGACGCACGUCGUCGUGUCGAGCAUCGAGCACCCGGCGAUCCUCGCGUGCGUCGACGCGCUGGAGGAGCAGGGACGGUGUGAAGUCACAAAGGUCGGCGUCGACAAAUGCGGCAUCGUGGACCCGGCGGCCGUCGCCGCGGCCAUCAGGCCCGGCAAGACGGCCCUCGUCUCGAUCAUGCUCGCGAACAACGAGGUCGGCGCGGUCCAGCCCGUCUCGCGGAUCGUGGAGUCGGUGAAAGCCGUCGAUGCCGGCGUGCUGGUCCACACGGACGCGGCGCAGGCCGUGGGAAAGAUCGACGUCGACGUUAGCGAGUUAAACGUCGACUACCUCACGCUCGUGGGCCACAAGUUCGGCGCGCCCAAGGGCGUGGCGGCGCUCUUCCACCGCGAAGGUGUGCCCUUGCCCUCGAUGUUGUACGGCGGCGGCCAGGAGAAUGGACGACGGGCGGGCACCGAGGCCGUGCCAAAUAUUGUGGCCCUAGGCGCCGCGGCGGACAUCUGGUUGGCCGAGGGGGCGGCGAUCGCCGCCCACUCGGCGAAGCAGCGCGACUCAUUGCGGGCGGCGCUCGAGGAGCGCCUGGGUGCUAGUAGAUGCGCCGUCAACGGGCCCCUCGGCGCCGGGGAUACCGUGAAUGCGCUCCCGAACGUCUUGUCGUUCGCGGUGCGCGGCUGCGUCGCGUCGAGCGUGCUCUCAAAGGUCAAGGACGAGGUCGCGGCGUCGGCGUCGGCCGCGUGCCACUCCGGCACGGCGGCGGUCUCGGCCGUGCUAAAGGCGGUCGGCGUCGAGCAGGAGCUCGCCGUCGGCACGCUGCGGCUGAGCGUCGGCCGCCACACGACGGACGCCGAGGUAAGACGCGCGGCGGACGUGCUGGUGCGAGCGAUCUUGGACCCCUAA